Messenger RNA from Lindgomyces ingoldianus, 3714 nucleotides. RefSeq lists its product as uncharacterized. The transcript is spliced from 32 exons. The record is from RefSeq and is a predicted model, not a curated record. Lineage: Eukaryota; Fungi; Ascomycota; Dothideomycetes; Pleosporales; Lindgomycetaceae. The coding region runs from base 1 to 3714 and encodes 1237 amino acids.
AUGCAGAAGUGUGGCACGGAACGAAGUUCGGUGCACCCAGAAGCGCAUGUGUCAGACAAGAGCGGAGAAGUGCAGCGAGAGAGGGGAACGCGGUGGCAAUUGCUGUCCGCAGCGUUGCAGGCGUUUACCAAUGCAAGGGCAGAGGCAGAAAAUGCCAGGUCGAAAAAGGCGCGCCUAUUUGACGUUGGCCACAAAUCGGACAAGUGGGCUUCGCGAUACAGAAAUUCAGCAAGCGAUCGUAGAAUGUGCUGUUGGCGGUCGGCAGUCCAGGUGUUCGAUCCCGGUGACUUCGAAUUUGAGAAGCGAUACGAGGUGGUACCUGGCGGACUAAAAGCAACGAAGAAAAGUUCUUUUGGAGAGCCUUUUGGCGCUGCCUUAUCUAACAAUAAGAUGCAACGUCCUAAGGGGAAGAGGAGUUUCUUGCGAGGAGAAAAGAAGGUCGCGGGGGUUCUCAAGCAGCGCAAUAAGUACUUUGAGGUCCGCCUCGCUCGUCGAACUGCACCUUGUUGGCAGAAUCGGCGAGAAGCUCAAGCCAAAGUGGAGCAUGCUAGCUUCUUAAAACGAACAAGACAGAGCAAAAGAAACAACUCAAAACGUUUGUCCGAGUGGCGAUCGCAAGGCGCUAGGAUCUUAAUAGCCCCCGGCCGCAACUCUUCCGUAGGCCAGCCGCUACAAGGACUAGCACUGCAGCAGAUGGAGAGAAUUCCGGUUCGUCGUCUUCAGACCCAUUACCGUUGGGCCAGCGAUAUGGUCAGCCUAACCAAAGAUCCCGUCUCCUGCACGCCUGGGCUUGGGCAGGUUGGAAAUACGAGCAACGCUGCAAGACCUAGGGUCUUUGAACGGCUAGCGACGUUUGACGCUCCCUGGAGUGAACUUUUCAUCUGCAAGCAUCAAAGAACUUCGCCCCCGAACUCACCGCGUUUCCAACCCCGGGCCGAUUGCACCAGAUGGGCAGAGAAACUGAGAUACGCGAGUGUCUCAAAUAGACCUAGCGCCGAUCUGAUCGAACUUCUGUUCUGCUCUCUCAAAGCCCCUUCCUUGCGUCUUACCCUCGCGCAGAUGGGAUCGUACCCCUUCAUGGCUAUGGCAUUCAUUGGCUGGGAGGCUAUCAGCUCAAGGACCGCAACCCACCUGGGUGGGUCUCAGGUCGUUUUUCUCCGCUGGCAUUUUCUUCGGAAGGUCAGGAACACACAUCGGGACGAUCCUUACUGGUUCCUGUCUUGCACAGUUCGGCUGCAAGGCUGGCAACCGAAAACCACUAUGGACUGUAGCAUUCACAUCGAACUCCUAAUUGGCCUCCUAGAACUCAAAUACUGCUGCGAGCUAACGGUUAGUGAAGAAGCCCUACUUCCGUUAUCUUGGGCCGGCAAGAAACAACACCGCUUCCACUACAACAACCAUCGCCAGCCGCGAGGCAGAGCAUGCAGAACAACGCUAACCACACCAUCCUACAAAAAUGGUUGGACCUGCUGCUCAUCGCCGCUGUCGUGCCUCAACCAUGAAGAACCGCCAGCAGACCCACCUGCAUCAGAAAUGGGCCAUGAGCCAUGGGUUCCGCGAAUAGUUUGUUUGUUGUUCUUCGUUGAGAAGAAUAAUCUGAACAUGGCUUAUCUCUACGUAAUGUCCGUCAGGGUGGGUGAAUAUGACUGGCUGACAUCUUACCGCACUAUAACGGCGCCAAACUGCUUGACAGCUCUUCGAGACCCUUACAUCGAUUGGAUGUGCAUGGGACAAUCGAUUUCCCAAAACGGCUGCGAAGAACCUCCAGACCAGCACGAAAUCUUCCGAUCAGCUUGGCUGCUAUCGCAAUCAGUAGCUAUUCUGCCCAUAUCGGACAUGCGAAAAUGCGGAGAGCCAGAUUUUGAGCUGGUGCAGGACCCUCCGCUACAUAAGUUGUAUGAUUGUACUACCAGUAAAUUUGCUCAUUGGCCGGUUGGCGCGAAAAUGACUCCACUGCCGAGUCUUACAUUACCUCCCUCCCGUGAGGCCUCAUUGGCCAAUGCUCUGUUCCUCAUGGAUAGGGAAGUAGGUUUGACUACUCAACCUCGCUGGAGGCCAGAUUUAUCGAACUCUCUCGGCACUCUGCGGGAGCUAGUGGAGAGUGGACGCGAGUGGUAUGAAGACAUGUUGAACAGGACCAUGACCUUGUCCCGCUAUCGGGCUAACUGCUCCUUGCGUUUGACGAAAGCUAGACUCCUCGACGCUCGUAUUCGUUUUCGAUCUUCACAUAAAGAUGUAUCUCGCGGGAAAACAUCGCCGACCAUCAGCGAUACAUCUCAUGGCACGCUAAUCAUCAGCGUUUCAUCUUUGGUUUUCUGGUUAACUGAUAUCUCGGCAUUACCGGACUGCACAGAGGAUACCUCCACGGAAAACCCUUCAGGAAUUUCUAAUCGAAAGCCACGACCGAAACCUGAGGCUGACCAUUUGAUUGCUCACGAUUUGCUUCAGAUCACCGCACAUCUGUGUGCUGACCUCACAAUUUCUCUGCUAACAAUCGCUGCGCCUAGUAAGAAGCCCCAGUCUCGUUCCACCAACCUUAAGAACGCGAACUUUCCAGCCCCUAUAGCAUUCUACCAUUCUCUGAAUAUGACAAACCACGUGUUUGACAUCACAACGGUAAUGGGGCAGACGAAGUCUGUAGGUCAAUAUGGUAAGGUUUAUGGCAAAGCUCUGUCUCUUUCGUCGUCUAUAUUUGCAACUUUUGAUUAUGUUGGCGCCACUUCCGCACCGUUUUCUGACCUAGGCGCCACAAGAGUAUUGUUUCCAUACCUUCAUAUCUACAAAAAUACCUUCCUCAUACACCGUAGCUUUCACGAACACAUGGGUAGGAUAUCCCUUUUCCGUCAAGCCACCCUUCCUAUCGCGAGCAGUUGUGCGAACAUGUGUUUUAUUGCCCCGACACUCUGCUACAUGUCACACACCGCCAACGAAUGCUUCACCAUAUCCAUUUCGACUACAUAUGCACCCAAUCCUGGUAAUAGCGACUGCGGGGGGAAUCUCCAGAAGCUGCUGACUGGACUGGUGUCAACACCUCACCGCCUCCUUAAUCCUCUACCCUUUUUGCUAUUUCCUGUUUCGAAUCACCGCACUCUGGUUUCUUCAAUUGAGGCCAUUAGUAGAUGGCCAGGUUCCACAAAGCGACCUCCCAGCCAGCACCUAAUUUCUAUAUCCAAUAUCGCGAAUAGGUUUUUUCACCCACACUCCAUCCCCUCCGCCAACACCGUUAUCGUUAGCGUGCGUAUGUCGAACCCUUUCCACCUUGAUUCACCUGCACAUAAUCCGGCUUCCACGCCCACCAAAACAUCUCGCCGCCUUAAUCAGCAAGCUAACAUGGCAUACCGAACGAAUCCCCUCUCUCUAAUCCCACACACCACGAGCCGUCGCUACGAUAUUCGUGCCGUAUAUGAGACAACGGCACCAGCCGCGGCUAGGAAAAUUUCCCCUAGAGAUUCUCGUUUAUUCUCGUCGUUAUCAGGGUCCAGUCAAGAAGAAACGCUACCACACCACGCCAGCAGAGCAGAUUUAUGUACUCGCUUAUGCAAGAAAGAUGAAGUACGAGAACGGUGGUUAAGGUCGAGUAGAUGGAUUACGUCGAGGAUCGACGAUUUGGGAAUGAGAAAUCCAGGUCGUAGAGCAGCCAGCUUACGAGUCCUAAGACAUACAGAUAGCCGGACAGAAGAGCGUGACAGUAAACCACCUGAUUUCGCAAUCUGA